CUCAAUGCUUCUGAGUUCUGAUCAUAUUCUUCUGCCACGGAAGGGGUUGCAAAGAGAUGGAUACACUGCACUUGGUUUUUGUUGUGCCAUGUGUUAUCAGCUUCUUUCUUUUGCUCUUUCCAAAUGGUUUUUCCCUUGCUGAUACCAACAUGAAAGCAGGUUCUCAAUGCUCAGAAACUGAUUAUUCUGUCAGUGAAGGCACAGCAUUUCAGGCCAAUCUGAGAAGUUUGUUGGAUUCUCUUGCUUCUAAUGUGGUGGAACACCAUGGCUUUUACCAAACCAUAGUAGGAAAAAAGGGCAACAAGGUUUAUGGUUCAGUGUUAUGUAGAGGGGACAUAUCUGCUGGCAAUUGUUCUGAUUGCACCGUUAAUUCUACAAGAGCGGCCUCAAAUGAUUGUCCUAUGAGCAAAGAUGUUUCAAUUUGGUUUAGGUGGUGUUUCCUAAGGUACUCCAAUGAGAGCUUCUUUGGAAAUAUGCAACCAACAGCUGUGGCAAUCACAAAUGAGACUGAUUUUGAUGACCCUUCUGUGGUAUCUGAAGGGCUUCCCUUCAUGAGUGGAGUAGCAGCUGUGGCUCCAGAAAAGUCAUUCAUGUUCCAUACAGAAGUGUUGAACUUGAACACUAGUCAAAGUGGGAAGAAGAGGUAUGGCAUGGCUCAAUGCACAAGGGAUAUCAGCAGAGGGGACUGCAGAAGGUGUUUGGAUGAUCAAUUGGACAACUUCAGAACUUUAAUUGGAAACAAAAGAAGAUGGGAAAUUUAUGGAUCUAAUUGUUUCAUGUGGUACAAUGAUUAUCAGUUUUAUUCUAAUGCCUCUACUCUUCUAAGUGCUGCUUGGAGGCCCCCUUCUUGCUCAAGAUUAAUAAUUGGCAUGAUUGUUGCUGUCUCAGCAGACCUUUUGAUGCUUUUUUAAAUCUUGCCGCUAUUUUAUAAUAUCUUUUACAAUGUCAAGAAUCUGCAACUGGUCAUUAUUUAAUUCAAUUUUCAUUAUCUCUUCUGAGGAACUUGGUUUUUUGACACUUGUUUUAGGAGUGGAGGUGUAUUUGUGCUGGUAAACUUUUCUCUUUGCCUAUAUAUAUCCAUUAUUUAUUUGUUUCUC
Cajanus cajan (pigeon pea) is the source of this 1097-nucleotide messenger RNA. Its product is annotated as antimicrobial ginkbilobin-2-like protein. The record is from RefSeq and is a predicted model, not a curated record. Lineage: Eukaryota; Viridiplantae; Streptophyta; Magnoliopsida; Fabales; Fabaceae.